Molecule: messenger RNA, 2757 nt
Organism: Jatropha curcas
Lineage: Eukaryota; Viridiplantae; Streptophyta; Magnoliopsida; Malpighiales; Euphorbiaceae
Gene: DGD1
Product: UDP-Glycosyltransferase superfamily protein
Biological process (GO): galactolipid biosynthetic process
Cellular component (GO): chloroplast outer membrane
Molecular function (GO): digalactosyldiacylglycerol synthase activity
Source: RefSeq, a predicted model, not a curated record
GUUAAAAACCCCAACUGCAGUAUCCCCAUUUCUUUGCUCUCCCUUCCACAACUCUUCUUCUUCUUCUUCUUCUGCUGAGGAAAUAAGGAAAAAUCCCUAAUUUAUUGACUAAACACCCUAAUUGCUUAUCGAAUCUGCUAUGGACGGCGAAGCACAACCUUCCACUUCGGCUUUCUCUUUUAUAUCUAAAGGAUGGCGCGAGGUCCGUGAUUCGGCUGACGCGGAUCUUCAACUUAUGCGGGCCAGAGCUAACUCUUUUAAGAAUCUAGCUAACUCGUUUGAUAGAGAGAUCGAGAAUUUCAUCAACUCUGCGUCCACUUCCUUCUCUGUAGGUUCGUUUAGGUCAUCCACGGCAGCGGAAAUUGAUUUCGUGAAGAAAUUGCAGCCGAAAAUAUCGGAAUUUCGGAGGGUUUACUCAGCGCCGGAGAUUAGCAAGAAAGUAUUGGAGAAGUGGGGACCGAGGGCGACUCUUGGGAUUGAUUUGUCGGCUAUAAGGAAUGCAAUAGUGGCUGAGGCGGAGGAUGGGGAUAGAAAUGGAACUGUGGAGUUUGAUAGGGUUAGAAGAUGGAGGAGGCCUGUUAGAUUUAGGGAGUUUUGGGGGGAUUCGAAAGAGGAGGGGGGUCAGUUUGAGGAAUGGGAACCCAUAAGGGCGUUCAAGAAGAGGUUGAGGCAGUUGGAGAAGAAGAGUGAGUCCGUGGAGAUUUUUGGGGGCUUGAAGAAUAAUGAGUUUGUGGAGAAAUUGAAGUCUAGCUUGAAAGCAAUCCGGGAGCCUCAAGAGACAAAGGAAGUACCACCACUGGAUGUACCGGAAUUGUUGGCGUAUUUUGUUAGGCAGUCAGGGCCAUUUUUGGAUCAACUUGGUGUUAGAAGAGAUAUAUGUGACAAGAUAGUUGAAAGCUUGUGCAGUAAACGUAAGAAUCAAAUUUUACUUCGGUCACUUUCUACAGGAGAAUCCUCCUUAUUGGAUAAUGAGAAUGUGAACGAUGAACUGGAUUUAAGGAUAGCAAGUGUCCUUCAAAGUACAGGACAUAGCUAUGAUGGUGGCUUGUGGACUGAUAUAUCAAAUCAUAACCCAACAGAUGGGAAGAGGCAUGUUGCCAUUGUCACAACUGCUAGUCUUCCGUGGAUGACUGGCACAGCUGUAAAUCCACUUUUUCGAGCUGCGUAUCUAUCAAAGUCUGAAAAACAAAAGGUCACUUUGUUGGUUCCUUGGCUUUGCCAGUCCGAUCAAGAACUAGUUUAUCCCAACAAUCUCACUUUUAGUUCACCAGAAGAGCAGGAGAAUUAUAUCCGGACUUGGCUUGAGGAUAGGAUUGGCUUUAAGGCUGAUUUUAAAAUCUCUUUCUAUCCAGGAAAGUUCUCAAAAUCACGGAGAAGCAUAAUUCCAGCUGGAGAUACUUCUCAGUUUAUUCCGUCGAAGGACGCUGACAUUGCUAUCUUGGAAGAACCAGAACAUCUGAAUUGGUAUCACCAUGGUAAGCGCUGGACUGAUAAGUUCAACCAUGUUGUAGGUGUUGUCCACACAAAUUACCUAGAAUACAUCAAGAGGGAAAGGAAUGGGGCUCUCCAAGCUUUCUUUGUAAAACACAUAAACAAUUGGGUUACCCGAGCAUACUGUCACAAGGUUCUUCGCCUUUCUGCUGCCACUCAGGAUUUACCCAAAUCUGUGAUUUGCAAUGUUCAUGGUGUUAAUCCAAAGUUUCUGAAAAUUGGAGAAAAGGUUGCUGCAGAAAGAGAACUUGGGCAGCAGGCCUUCUCAAAAGGAGCAUAUUUCCUUGGCAAGAUGGUCUGGGCUAAGGGAUAUAAGGAGUUGAUAGAUUUGCUAUCAAAGCACAAAAAUGAGCUUGAUGGAUUCAAAUUGGAUGUAUUUGGAAAUGGAGAGGAUGCACAUGAAGUUCAGAUUGCAGCUAAAAAGUUCGAUUUGAAUGUCAACUUUCUGAAAGGGCGAGAUCAUGCAGAUGAUUCUCUUCAUGGGUACAAAGUUUUCAUAAAUCCUAGUGUGAGCGAUGUACUCUGCACAGCUACUGCUGAGGCACUUGCGAUGGGGAAAUUUGUUGUAUGUGCAGAUCACCCAUCAAAUGAGUUCUUUAGGUCAUUUCCAAACUGUUUAACUUACAAGUCAUCUGAGGACUUUGUUUCAAAAGUGAAGGAAGCAUUAGCAAAUGAGCCGCAACCUCUUACUCCAGAGCAAAGAUAUCAUCUCUCAUGGGAGGCUGCUACACAGAGAUUCAUACAAUAUUCUGAACUUGACAAGGUCUUGAACAAUGACAAGGGUGAUUCCGAAUUGGGCAAAAAUAAUGGAAAGAGGAUUUUGAAAUCUGCUUCCUUGCCUAAUAUGUGUGAGAUGGUUGAUGGGGGGUUGGCGUUCGCCCAUUAUUGCCUCACGGGGAAUGAGUUCCUGAGACUGUGUACUGGAGCAAUACCCGGGACACGGGACUAUGACAGGCAGCAUUGUAAAGACCUGCAUCUCUUACCUCCACAAGUAGAAAAUCCCAUCUAUGGCUGGUAAGUAGUUAAUACCAGCACCUAUUAGUUAUCAAUAACCUUUUGUAUAAUAUUCACGCACUGUAUUUAGAAGCUUGCUAGGCUUAUUAGCUGGAAGGAAAAAGUUUUCCCUUUUUAUUCUAAAAUAUUUGUCUCUGAAUAUAGAUUUAGGCAGCACCAUCCAAAUUUUGUUGUUUCUUCUUGUUCAUAGGUACGAAUAAAUGCCAAAGUUCAGCAUAUUAUAGUGGAAGUAAACUAUAAGUGUGAGCUAUA